AAUAGUAUUACCGCGUGGUAUAAAGUUCCAUUACAUUAGACAAUACUUCAUCAAUCGUGUGUAUCGAAUCAAGAGGGAAAACUACUCAGCGCAGUGCGCUAAGCAAGAUUUUCCAGCGGGUCAACUAUUAAGAUAGUGUCUUCAAGAAAGAGGUGUGACAAUGGGAAGUUGCUGCUGCACUGCACCACAGCACCAACCUCCUGAACAUCGGAACAAGCCACUGGUACGAAUGUGUUCAUCAGGAAAUCACUUUCCCAACUUUGCUGAUAUUGGAGAUAAAAUUGUCCUUUUUGUUGAUUUUGGCAACAAUUUUAAGCCACUCCCUCGCAGAAAUCAGGGUCAUUCUUUAGGCGGGGCUACUGCAGGAUUGCAGUGGCCUGAUCAGCGUCACCAUGGUGAGGAGAAUACACAAUAUGAGAUAAAGUUUGCAGGACUCCAAGCUUUCUUGAAAAGGAUAAAACCAAAAGAGGAAAAUUGUACAAGUUACCGCUCAGAAGUAAAACUUUUAAUGACAGAUGACAUUCUAAGAGCGCCUGGUGGGUUGGUGAAAUUUACUAUACCAUACUGUGACAGUGAGGGUCAGUAUUUGGGCGUAGUUACUGAACAAGAUCAUGAAUAUGAUGCCAGUCACAGAGUCUACAAUCAUCCAAUAUGGGAUGAAUUAAUAGUACAUAACGGGGAAAUAAGAGAUGAUAUUCAGUGUCGUACAUCAACAAGACUGGUUGAAGGGACAUAUGGUUCCAUGGCACGACGUAGAGCCAGAGAAUCUGCAGUUAUAGAGGGACCAAUGGAUCAAGAAGAUGCUGGAGCUGAAACAGGUGGUAGUUCAGAGCAUUUAAGUGCAACACAUGAACUGGACCCUCUGCUAGGGCAACCACCGCGUGCCAAACGUUACUGGCCAGAUUCCUGGGAGAUGUCUUGUUGGCGGCCUUGCUGUGAUCCAAUCCUGCGUUCAGAAAACUGGUUCACAAGAUUUUUGGCCAUGUUCUUUGUGGCACCAUUGACCAAUGUAACUGGUUUAAGUCUGUACUAUCAACUGUACCUUGUUGAAAUAUUUCACUUGAGAUUUAAAACAAAGCUUGGACACUAUUUAUUCAUGCCACUGAUUGUUAUGAUGAUGCUAUGUUUCUUCGCCCAGUGGAGAUUUGAUCAUGACUGCUACACAUUAGCCAACACUGAAGUGCUUGUUUGGAAUGGAGCUGCUGUCUUUGCUUUCUUUCUUCUCUUCUGGUAUUGUUUGUGGGGUCUUAUCCAAAGAACACCUUGUAUGGGGUUUUUCAUGAUUGUGCCUUUGGCUGUCAUGUACAUUCUUGCAAACAUCACUUUUCAAAUGGCUGUGAAGAAUUCUGCACUGCAGAGCUUGAACUGUGAAACUUGUUGGAAUCAUACAAAUCACCUGUCAAACCAUGUGAAAUACUAUAAUGCAUUCAAUCUGAUGCACUGGUACUUCAAUCCUGUCUUGUGGACACUUGUUUUGUGCCUCUGUCAAGCAAUCAGUCAUAGCUUUGAACCCAAGAUUCCACCACGUGUUAAUCAGACCAACCACUGGAUGAGUUGUGAUAUAAUAUGUAAGACUUAUGGUUUUCCCAAGACAUUAUUGAUUUUCAUGGCACAAGCUAUCUUCGGAACCAUUGAUGAGCUUAUGGCAUCACCAAGGCUUCUUCCCCUAUUGAUCCUACGAGUUUGUUUCACUCUUGGAUAUAGUCCAAAGGAAUGGAAAGUAUUGAAGAUAUUGGUUAAAAAGUCGUUACAAUAUGGGGACCCAGCAUUGGACUACAUUGGCACAGGUGGGGCUGAUUAUCUUCCCAAAGAUUCAGUGAUACCUGAAGUCUCACUAUCUACAACUGGUACAAGUGGUGAAGCUCUGGAGAACAAUUAUAACAUUGGUUACAACAUAAGAAAACUAAAGAAAACCUUACAAGAGAUGGAGUCCACACUUACUGACAGACAACGCAAAAUACUAACUGACCCCCGCACAAUCCAUUACUGUGCUGAUGACUGGCUAAAACACUACAUCGUGUUGAGGCACUAUGUUGCAAAAUAUGAGCUACAAGUGCAUGCAUAUGGCCCAUUUCGAUCAGGCAAAGAAAACAAGGAAGCUUUUCAUGAUGAUGUACGAAUGGAGAGAGACUUUCCCCUUGCUAAGCACAGCAGCUUUAGAAAUUUCUUGCAACAGGUUCGUUUUCACCUCUGGUUGAUGGAAGAUGAGUUCAUAACUAAAAGAGCUAUAUCUGCUUGUUGUGCUAAGGAAAUUUAGUUGAUCAUUACAGAUUGAGUCUGAUCAUACUUUGGUAUGGUACAUGGACAGUGUUUUAGUUCACUUUUAAAGGGGAUUUCCUCAUAAAUGUCUGCUUUAAUUCUUUCAACUGAUAGUUACAGUAUGUUUUUAACCAAUAAAAUAUAAUUUGGUCAACAAUUUUAACCAAUCAUCUUCCUUCAACCCAAUUAAUUCAAUGCAAUUGAAAAAAAAAUUCCUGGUACCCCUUUAUUUUUAUGCUGGUUGUGGAUCUGGACCAAUCAAAUUUGAUGAAAAUGUUACCUUUUAUGACAACAAAAAUAGAAGGAAAUAAUGAGAGCAAAAAUCUUAAUUAGAUGCUGCAAGAAUGCAGUGCUCUAAACUAGCUCCAUUUCCUUAGUUGGACUCCACAUUCUCAAACAGCAAGAGAAGGUUUCCUAGUUUUAAAAGUUUUGAAAAACUUUCUUCUCCCAUUUUGAGUUCAUUGUAACUUAACAAUGCAACUACGGUCUAAACAGUAAGAGAACUGCAACUUAGAGAAAUGCAAUUGAGUUUAAAUUUUAACCCUUUUGUGAUAUAAAAGAGAAUUUUAUAACUUGUAAAUAAUCAAAUGAAAGAAAAGUUUGUCUUUGCAAGACAGAAGUAGACCACAUUUGUGAAAUGGAGCAUAUGCAUCCUUAAUUGUAUGUGGCAACUAUCUGUCACAAGUUUUAAAUCAUUUCAGAUAUUUUAAAAAUAGAAUGUUAAAUACAAUUUUACAAAGCAAUACAUAGU
Molecule: messenger RNA, 3010 nt
Organism: Pocillopora verrucosa
Lineage: Eukaryota; Metazoa; Cnidaria; Anthozoa; Scleractinia; Pocilloporidae
Source: RefSeq, a predicted model, not a curated record